ACCUCAGUGUCUUAUCCCAUGCGAGGAUCCCUUGUAAUCGCUUAGGCAAUCGGCUGCAGUCACCACAUUACCAAGAUGCCGCGGUCAUUCCUAGUCAAGAAACACUUCUCUGCCAGCAAGAAGCCAAACUACAGCGAGCUGGAAAGUCAAACAGUGUACAUCUCACCGUUUUUGUAUGACAAAUACCCGAUCCCAAUGAUACCCCAGCCAGAGAUUUUGACAACUGGGGCUUAUUACCCACCGCUUGUAUGGGACACUGGCUUGUUAACUUCAUUCUUCACCACUGAGCCUGACUACAAACAAUCUCCACUCUCACCUCCCUCCAGUGAAGACUCCAAACCCUUAGAUCUCACUUCGUUUUCCAGUGAGGAUGAUGAGGGGAAAACCUCAGAUCCCCCCAGCCCAGCUUCUUCAGCCACAGAAGCUGAAAAGUUUCAGUGCAAUCAGUGCAGCAAGUCUUACUCCACAUUUGCAGGACUCUCCAAACACAAGCAGCUGCACUGUGACUCCCAAACCAGAAAAUCUUUUAGCUGCAAGUACUGUGAGAAGGAAUAUGUAAGCCUUGGGGCCCUUAAAAUGCACAUCAGAAGCCACACACUGCCAUGUGUUUGCAAGAUCUGUGGCAAGGCUUUCUCCAGACCUUGGCUUCUGCAGGGACACAUCAGAACUCAUACAGGUGAGAAACCGUUUUCCUGUACACAUUGCAACCGAGCCUUCGCUGACCGAUCCAACCUAAGAGCUCACUUACAAACCCACUCAGAUGUUAAAAAAUACCAAUGUAAAAACUGCUCUCGGACUUUCUCCAGAAUGUCACUUCUCCACAAGCACGAAGAGACAGGAUGUUCAGGGAGUCACUAAACCCCCCCAGCACAAGAGGACUUUUUCAAACACUAUUCUUUAUGUAGGAUCAUGAUCUUCCAUUGACUUUGCUAUCUUUAAUUAGCAAGGUUACCUCGAUCACUAAGUUUUUUGGAGGGCCUUAUACAUACUGACACUUUUAAAUACACUUAUAAAGCUCUGAAGUGACUUGAGUUGGUCCCUAAAGUCAUGGAAAGGGUUGCCAUCCAUCCUUAAGUGCCUUAUUGCAUAAUCACAGGUGCUACACUAAUUUUGAAUAACUGCACAAAUACCCCAUUUUGCUCAAUGUGACUUUUUUUUUUAAAGAGUAGAAUGGCUUUAUGUAUUUGAAAUUUUAUAUAUGGCUAAAUCAUUACAUUCUGUGGUUCGAGCAAUUACAAAUAUUUUUUAUUAUUUACAGUAAACACAGAAUUAAAGUGAACAGCAGAGACUGUACCCUAUAUUUUUUAUGAAGGAAAAAAAAAGUGUUUUUAUAUUGUGAUUGUGUAUAUAUAUAUAUAUAUAUAUAUAUAUAUGCAAUAUUUUGCAAGCUGAAAGUGUAACUAUGUAUAUUAUUUGUUGGGCAGCUGCUUUAUUACAACACAAAGACAAUUUGCAGGGCCUUUACAUUUUAACAAUGAUCAUUAAAGCCAUCGGUCAUCACUUUUAUACAACUAUCCUGUUUACAGAGCAGCUAUGCACUCAAACACCUGUUAAUUACAUUUAACAACUGCUUUUCAAGCAAACUCAGUAAGAGCAAGCAGUUGUCAUUUGAUACAAUAGUUGGCUGUGAAAAGCAAAGUGUCCCAAAUGACACUAUUUCUGGUUAUAGACAGGUGUCAAAUGAAUGCAUCAUUUCUUCCAUUAUUUUAUGUCUACAUAAUCUUAACAAUGAAUGUUUACAUUUCAAAGGUACACUGGUAUUUAUAUUUUUUUCUAUGUGCCACAUUUUGUACUGAUGAAACUUUUUAUACACAAUUUAUUGAUAUUCAAUAAAAUUUAAUUUAUAUAA
This is a messenger RNA of Bombina bombina (fire-bellied toad), 1849 nucleotides long. It is a transcript of the gene SNAI1, whose product is annotated as snail family transcriptional repressor 1. NCBI's taxonomy places the organism in Eukaryota, Metazoa, Chordata, Amphibia, Anura, Bombinatoridae. Gene Ontology annotation, molecular function: RNA polymerase II cis-regulatory region sequence-specific DNA binding; DNA-binding transcription factor activity, RNA polymerase II-specific. Gene Ontology annotation, biological process: regulation of DNA-templated transcription. The transcript is spliced from 3 exons. Bases 76 to 858 code for a protein of 260 amino acids. The record is from RefSeq and is a predicted model, not a curated record.